Messenger RNA from Oryctolagus cuniculus (rabbit), 4335 nucleotides. RefSeq names its product TBC1 domain family member 1 (gene TBC1D1). The record is from RefSeq and is a predicted model, not a curated record. Lineage: Eukaryota; Metazoa; Chordata; Mammalia; Lagomorpha; Leporidae.
AAGGGAGCCAGCCCCGGCCCCCGGCGGCGGGGAGAGCGCGGCUAGCCCCGCACGAUGGAUGCCCCGCGCGCCCAGGCCGGCCCCAGGAUGCCCCCGAGCAGCACCUGCGCGCCCCGGCGGGGCCCCGGGUUCUGAGCGCACCGCCGCACAGGAUUCUGUUUCAGACGUGUGUGAAAUAGGUUGCUCGCUUGAAAAUAGAAACACAGUGCAAGGUUUUGCUGAGCCCCCUGCCUUUUCCCAAGAUGGAACCGAUCACCUUCACGGCGAGGAAACACGCCUUUCCUAACGAGGCCUCGGUGGACUUCGGCCUUCAGCUGGUGGGCUCCUUGCCGGUGCACGCUCUCACCACCAUGCCCAUGCUGCCCUGGGUUGUGGCAGAGGUCCGGAGGCUCAGCGGGCAGACCUCCAGAAAGGAGCCCGUGACCAAGCAAGUGCGGCUUUGUGUUUCGCCCUCCAGACUGAGAUGUGAACCCGACCUGGGCAAGAGUCAACCGUGGGACCCACUGAUCUGCUCCAGCAUCUUUGAGUACAAGCCUCAGCAUGUGCACAAACUGAUUCACAACAGUCAUGACCCCAGUUACUUUGCUUGCUUGAUUAAGGAGGAUGCCGCCCGUCGGCAGAGUAUCUGCUACGUGUUCAAGGCUGACGAUCAAACAAAAGUGCCAGAGAUCAUCAGCUCCAUCCGCCAGGCCGGGAAGCUCGCGCGCCAGGAGGAGCUGCACUGCCCGUCCGAGUUUGACGACACGUUCGCCAAGAAGUUCGAGGUGCUGUUCUGCGGCCGCGUGACGGUGGCCCACAAGAAGGCGCCGCCGGCCCUGAUCGACGAGUGCAUCGAGAAGUUCAACCAUGUCAGCUGCAGCAGGAGGGCGGAUGUGGACCUGGCCUCCCGGAACCCCGAGCCCCUGGGUCCCGGGGGCGGACUCCGGGCCGCGCUGCCCGGGGCGGCCGCCGAGGAGCCCGGCCGCAGGCCCAUGCGCAAGUCCUUCUCGCAGCCGGGCCUGCGCUCGCUGGCCUUCAGGAAGGAGUUCCAGGACGCAGGGCUUCGCGGCAGCAGCUGCUUCAGCUCUUUCGAGGAGAGCGACAUCGAGAGCCACCUGCUCAGCGGGCGCAAUGUUGUGCAGCCGACGGAUAUCGAGGAGAACAGGACUAUGCUCUUCACGAUUGGCCAAUCGGAAGUUUACCUCAUCAGCCCUGACACCAAAAAAGUAGCAUUGGAGAAAAAUUUCAAGGAGAUAUCCUUUUGCUCUCAGGGCAUCAGGCACGUGGACCACUUUGGGUUUAUCUGCCGUGAGAACUUGGGCGCUGGCGGCGGCGGCCUGCAUUUCGUCUGCUACGUGUUUCAGUGCGCAAACGAAGCUCUGGUCGAUGAAAUCAUGAUGACCCUGAAGCAGGCUUUCACGGUGGCGGCGGUGCAGCAGACGGCCAAGGCUCCGGCCCAGCUGUGUGAGGGCUGCCCCCUGCAGGGUCUGCACAAGCUCUGUGAACGCAUAGAGGGAAUGAAUUCUUCUAAAACCAAACUAGAACUGCAGAAGCACCUGACAACGUUGACAAACCAGGAGCAAGCGACCAUUUUUGAAGAGGUUCAGAAACUGAGACCAAGGAACGAACAGCGAGAGAAUGAGCUGAUUAUCUCUUUUCUGAGAUGCCUGUAUGAGGAGAAACAGAAGGAACAUGUGCACGCUGGGGAGAUGAAGCAGCCGUCGCAGGCUGCAGCAGAGAAUCCUGGAAGUGAAUUACCACCUAGUGCCACUCGCUUUAGGCUGGACAUGCUGAGAACCAAAGCAAAGAGGUCUCUGACAGAGUCCUUGGAGAGCAUCCUGUCCCGAGGUAAUAAAGCCAGAGGCCUGCAGGAACAUUCCGCCAGCGUGGACCUCGACAGCUCCGUGUCGAGCACGUUAAGUAACUCCAGCAAGGAGCUGUCCGUGGGUGAAAAGGAGGCCUCGCCCGUCCCCGAGAGCUCCUUCAAGCUCCCCGGCUCCUCGGAUGACCUGAGCAGCGACUCGGAGAGCCGGCCUGCCCAAGAGCCCACGCCACUGUCGCCGCAGCAGGCCUUCAGGAGGCGGGCGAACACCCUGAGUCACUUCCCCGUGGAGUGCCCGGAGCCCCCCGGGCCUGCCCAGGACUCGCCGGGGGUCUCGCAGAGAAAACUCGUGAGGUACCACUCAGUGAGCACAGAGACACCUCAUGAGCACAAUGGGGACCAUGCGCCUGCGGGCGAGUCUGGACCUUGCUCAGGCCUGCGUCCGGCUCCGCCACCUCGUCUUAACCCCUCCGCCUCCUCGCCAAACUUUUUUAAGUACCUAAAACAUAAUUCCAGUGGAGAGCAAGGUGGGAAUGCUGUGCCGAAGAGCAUCUCCUACCGUACUGCCCUGCGGAAAAAACUUCAUUCCUCUUCCUCUGUGCCAAAUUUUCUAAAAUUUCUGGCUCCUGUAGACGAAAAUAACACCUCUGACUUUAUGAGCACAAAAAGGAACUCUGAGCCCAAAGCCAACCACGUGGGGGACCCUGGCGGGACCCCCGUGAAGGCGCGCAGACACUCGUGGCGGCAGCAGAUCUUCCUCCGGGUGGCCACCCCGCAAAAAGCGGGCGACUCGCCCGGCCGAUAUGAAGAUUACUCGGAGCUGGGAGACCUCCCCCCACGGUCUCCUUUAGAACCUGUUUGCGAAGAUGGGCCCUUUGGCCCCGUGCCGGAGGAAAAGAAAAGGACGUCCCGCGAGCUGCGAGAGCUGUGGCGGAAGGCUAUUCUGCAGCAGAUCCUGCUCCUCCGGAUGGAGAAGGAAAACCAGAAGCUGCAAGCCUCUGAGAAUGAUCUGCUCACCAAGCGCCUGAAGCUUGAUUAUGAAGAAAUCACUCCUUGUCUGAAAGAAGUAACUGCCGUGUGGGAGAAGAUGCUCAGCACCCCGAGGAGAGCCAAGGUCAAGUUUGACAUGGAAAAAAUGCACUUGGCUGUUGGGCAAGGUGUCCCACGUCAUCACCGGGGUGAAAUCUGGAAGUUUCUAGCGGAGCAGUUCCACCUUAAGCAACAGUUCCCCAGCAAACAGCAACCGAGGGAUGUGCCAUACAAAGAACUCCUGAAGCAGCUAACAUCCCAGCAGCACGCCAUCCUCAUUGACCUGGGGCGAACCUUCCCAACGCACCCGUACUUCUCUGCCCAGCUCGGCGCAGGGCAGCUGUCCCUGUACAACAUCCUGAAGGCCUACUCGCUGCUGGACCAGGAAGUGGGGUACUGCCAGGGUCUCAGCUUUGUGGCCGGCAUCUUGCUCCUCCAUAUGAGUGAGGAAGAGGCGUUCAAAAUGCUCAAGUUUCUGAUGUACGACAUGGGCCUGCGGAAGCAGUACCGGCCGGACAUGAUCAUCUUACAGAUCCAGAUGUACCAGCUCUCGCGGCUGCUGCACGACUACCACAGGGACCUCUACAACCACCUGGAGGAGCACGAGAUCGGGCCCAGCCUCUACGCCGCCCCCUGGUUCCUCACCGUGUUCGCCUCUCAGUUCCCGCUGGGAUUUGUCGCCAGAGUCUUCGACAUGAUCUUUCUUCAGGGAUCAGAGGUCAUAUUUAAAGUGGCUCUGAGUCUGUUGGGAAGCCACAAGCCCUUGAUUCUGCAGCACGAAAACCUAGAAACCAUAGUCGACUUUAUCAAAAGCACACUGCCCAACCUGGGCUUGGUACAGAUGGAGAAGACCAUCAACCAGGUAUUUGAGAUGGACAUCGCGAAGCAGUUACAAGCUUAUGAAGUCGAGUACCACGUGCUUCAAGAAGAGCUCAUCGAUUCCUCCCCGCUCAGUGACAACCAAAGAAUGGAUAAAUUAGAGAAAACCAACAACAGCUUACGCAAACAGAACCUUGACCUCCUUGAACAAUUGCAGGUGGCAAACAGCAGGAUCCAAAGCCUGGAGGCCACGGUGGAGCAGCUGCUGAGCAGCGAGAGCAGGCUGAAGCAGGCCCUGCUGGCGCUGGAGCUGGAGCGCGCCGCCCUGCUGCAGCCUGCGGAGGGGCUGCGGGGGCAGCCUGCGGGCCCGGCCUGUGCUCAGCCCCAGCCCACAGGCGACUGAAGGCCCGGAGGAGAGGGCGCGGCUCCGUCCCGACGCUGUCCAGGCCCUAGCUGAGAGGGACCGGAGAUGCUGGAGGAGACAAGGGAGCGUGGAGUGAGCUUCUCAGGGAGGAAACUGGCUGCCGGCACGCAGCCUCACGAGCUCAGACUCACAGCAGCCCAGGGGCACCUGUGCCGCUGUGGCGGUGGUGGUCUGGGUUCUGAUCCGUCCCUUCUCUGGUCCUGAUUACUGUACUCAAUAGCUUUAGAUGGCAUGGACACGAAUAAAUGCACCUUUAUAUUUC